UCAAAAAACUUCGUCAACUUCAUCUCUAUCUAUCUCCCUUCAUUUCCACCAUUUCCACCCUCUCUAAACUAACCAUAAAAAGAAAAAAGAAACUAGAAUUAAACCCAUCAUCUCUGGAUAACAACAAUAAUGAGUAAUUGGUUGGGUUUCUCUCUCACUCCCCACCUCAAAAUCCAUGACGCCACCUCCGCCGACGACCAACACCCAAACCCCAGCAGCUUCCCGCCUCUCAUGCCGCUCCGCUCCGACGGAUCCCUCUGUAUCGCCGCCGCACACGAUUGGAGAUCGUACGAGAAUGAAAUGGGUGCAAGGAAUGAAGAGGAAAGUCCAAAGCUUGAGGAUUUUUUGGGGAAUUGUUAUUCAAACUCACCGCCAAACGAUCAGACUCAUAAUAACAACACCAACUUCAUCCAGGCGAAUACCAAUAAUAAUUACCAUUAUCAGACGGAUCAUCACCCCUUAAUUUCUAAUAAUGGUAAUGCAAUUUACAAGUCGUGGUUAGGUCCUACGACUUCGAGUCCCCAAAACGAGUGUGGCUUUCGAUCUUUAUCUCUUGGGAUGAGCCCCAACUCGCAUAACGACAUCGUUUCAUUGCCAUCGCCGCCGCACAUGGCGGUGGAUUCCCGGAAACGACCGAUGCCGGUAGGGAAGCCUCCGGUUAAAGAACCUGUUCCUAGGAAGUCCAUUGAUACUUUUGGACAAAGAACCUCCCAGUUUCGUGGUGUUACGAGACAUAGAUGGACAGGGAGAUAUGAAGCUCAUUUGUGGGACAACAGCUGCAGAAAAGAGGGCCAAACAAGGAAGGGAAGGCAAGUUUAUCUCGGUGGUUACGAUAAGGAAGAAAAAGCAGCUCGAGCGUAUGAUUUAGCUGCACUUAAGUAUUGGGGUCCAACCACACACAUAAAUUUUUCAUUAAGCACUUACGAAAACGAGUUGGAAGAGAUGAAGAACAUGACCCGACAGGAGUUCGUAGCCAACUUGAGAAGGAAAAGCAGUGGAUUCUCAAGAGGUGCUUCAAUGUACAGAGGAGUAACAAGACAUCAUCAACAUGGAAGGUGGCAAGCUAGAAUUGGGAGGGUUGCAGGAAAUAAGGAUUUGUACCUUGGCACAUUUAGUACACAAGAGGAGGCGGCGGAGGCCUAUGACAUAGCGGCCAUCAAGUUCAGAGGGACGAGUGCGGUAACUAAUUUCGACAUUAGUAGAUAUGACGUGAAGAGGAUUUGUUCUAGCUCGACUCUUAUUGCGAGUGACCUUGCGAAACGUUCGCCGUUGAAAGAUGGAAUUCCAUCGAUGGCUGAGGAGUAUAGUGCAUGUGCUUCGCCAACGUCGUCGCAGCCUCUCUUGGCUAUCACUGAGAAUGGUGACGUUGAGAGUCACCAUGAGUUGGUUGAUAUGGUUUGGUGCGACAAUGGUGGUAAAGAUGACGAUACUCAACAAGAGGAGAAUGUGGCAAAGAUGAACGAUGACUCGAGUUUGAUGGGUUCGAGGAAUGAGACAGAGGCAUCGAAGUGUUGUAUGGUGCAGAACAACGGAGAGUUUGGGGUCGGGGUCGGGGGAGGCGAGUAUUCACAAGGGUAUUACUCAAUGGAGGAAGCAAAAUAUGAAGAUGGGAGGGAUGAAAAUAGGGAGGUGGAGAAUGAUGCAACAUUGGCUCAUCAUCAGGUUCCAAUGUUUGCUCUAUGGAAUGAAUGAGCUUAGCUUAGCUUAUUAGCUUAGGGCAAUUAGAAAUAAGUCUCUUUUUUUUUUUUUUUUUUUUUUUUUUUUUUUUUU
This is a messenger RNA of Cucurbita pepo subsp. pepo (vegetable marrow), 1770 nucleotides long. RefSeq names its product AP2-like ethylene-responsive transcription factor AIL1. The record is from RefSeq and is a predicted model, not a curated record. Gene Ontology annotation, biological process: regulation of DNA-templated transcription. Gene Ontology annotation, molecular function: DNA binding; DNA-binding transcription factor activity. Lineage: Eukaryota; Viridiplantae; Streptophyta; Magnoliopsida; Cucurbitales; Cucurbitaceae.